CCGAAAUCUCCUUCCCUCCAUUUCUUCUCCCAACCCUCCCCAAAUCCCACCCCCACCCACAUUCUCAAACCAAAACCCCCAAAGAAACGGAAAGAUUCUCUCUGCAGAGGGUGGAGAAAAGGGUUGUGAACUUCAAUUCACAAGCCUUCGUAGUUCCCGCACAAUUUCAGCACAUCUUCCUCAGAAUCCAGCGAAGGGGAAAGAGCAAGAAUGGGGAAAGAUGAGGAUGAGAUGAGGGGGGAGAUAGAGGAGCGAUUGAUAAACGAGGAGUACAAGAUUUGGAAGAAGAACACCCCCUUCUUGUAUGAUCUGGUUAUUACUCACGCCCUCGAGUGGCCAUCUCUGACUGUGGAGUGGUUGCCGGACCGGGAAGAGCCGCCGGGGAAGGAUUACUCAGUACAGAAGAUGAUUCUUGGGACCCACACCUCGGAGAACGAGCCCAAUUAUUUGAUGCUUGCCCAGGUGCAGCUGCCCCUCGAGGAUGCUGAGAAUGAUGCCCGGCAUUACGAUGAUGACCGCUCUGAGUUCGGUGGGUUUGGAUGCGCUAAUGGCAAGGUGCAAAUUAUCCAGCAAAUCAAUCAUGAUGGAGAGGUCAAUCGGGCUCGUUAUAUGCCCCAAAACCCAUUCAUUAUUGCCACCAAGACAGUCAGUGCUGAAGUUUAUGUUUUUGAUUAUAGCAAACAUCCAUCCAAGCCUCCUUUGGAUGGUGCAUGUAACCCUGAUUUGAGGUUAAGGGGCCACAGCACUGAAGGGUAUGGUUUGUCAUGGAGUCAGUUUAAGCAGGGUCAUCUAUUGAGUGGUUCUGAUGAUGCCCAAAUAUGCUUGUGGGACAUAAAUGCAACUCCGAAGAAUAAGGCUCUAGAUGCCAUGCAGAUUUUUAAGAUUCAUGAAGGUGUUGUUGAAGAUGUAGCAUGGCAUCUUAGGCACGAGUACCUGUUUGGUUCGGUUGGAGAUGAUCAGUAUCUGCAUAUAUGGGAUCUGCGCACUCCAUCUGUCAGCAAGCCUAUACAAUCUGUAGUUGCUCAUCAGAGUGAGGUGAACUGUUUGGCUUUCAAUCCAUUCAAUGAAUGGGUAGUGGCGACUGGGUCUACUGAUAAGACGGUCAAACUAUUUGAUAUGCGAAAGAUUUCUACUGCUCUCCACACCUUUGAUUGUCACAAGGAGGAGGUUUUCCAGGUUGGAUGGAAUCCAAAGAAUGAGACCAUCUUAGCGUCCUGUUGUCUUGGUAGGAGACUGAUGGUCUGGGACCUCAGCAGGAUUGACGAAGAACAGACACCAGAGGAUGCUGAGGAUGGACCUCCAGAGUUGUUAUUUAUUCAUGGCGGUCAUACUAGUAAAAUUUCGGACUUCUCAUGGAACCCAUGUGAGGAUUGGGUUAUCGCUAGCGUAGCCGAGGAUAACAUACUGCAGAUAUGGCAGAUGGCAGAGAACAUAUACCAUGAUGAAGAUGAUCUGCCUGGAGAUGACUCCACCAGAGGUUCCUAGUUCUAGGUUAGGAGCACCUAUAUAUGAUUAGGUAGAUAUGAAUGACCAAGAAUUUACUUCUUAAAAAAGUGUUUUGCUUUUCUCUCUGUGCAUCUGUUGUUGUAUCAUUAAAUCUUGGGUUAUAAUUUAGCAUUCAACAUUAAACUGCUUUGUCUA
Sesamum indicum (sesame) is the source of this 1641-nucleotide messenger RNA. RefSeq names its product histone-binding protein MSI1. Gene Ontology annotation, molecular function: protein binding. The record is from RefSeq and is a predicted model, not a curated record. NCBI's taxonomy places the organism in Eukaryota, Viridiplantae, Streptophyta, Magnoliopsida, Lamiales, Pedaliaceae.